Populus trichocarpa (black cottonwood) is the source of this 4761-nucleotide messenger RNA. RefSeq names its product auxilin-like protein 1. The coding region runs from base 152 to 4546 and encodes 1464 amino acids. Gene Ontology annotation, cellular component: vesicle; cytoplasm; intracellular membrane-bounded organelle. The record is from RefSeq and is a predicted model, not a curated record. Gene Ontology annotation, molecular function: clathrin binding. Lineage: Eukaryota; Viridiplantae; Streptophyta; Magnoliopsida; Malpighiales; Salicaceae. The transcript is spliced from 9 exons. Gene Ontology annotation, biological process: clathrin coat disassembly; clathrin-dependent endocytosis.
CCAAACACACAGACAAGACCAAACAAAACAAGAAACAAGAAGCAAAACCAAAAACUCAAGCAAAACCCUACUAAAAACUGUCCCGUCUCUUUCUCCCUUCGAGUGGAAUCCCAACAAGUCUUCUGUUUCUGCUGCUGCUCCGUUUUCAAAGAUGCUGAGUAACGGGCGUGGACAUGGUGGAAAGCAUGUGUACGACGGAGUUUUUGGUGGUGGCGGUGGUGGUGCAGUGAAGCCUGGGAGUCGCGUGGAGGAUUACAGAGAGAUUUUUGGUGGGUUUGGUGCCACUGGUUCUUCGAUUCCGAUUCUUGAUGUUCCCGAGCUGAACGAGAAUGGUAAUGUUUCUUCUGUUGGUGCCCAAAGGAUUGAUUACGCCAAGAUUUUUGGUGGUUUUGGAGAUGCUGAUUUUGGCCUGCCUCUUGAAGAAUUCCUUGCUAAACCAAAGAAAGUCAAGAGUUCUAUCAAUGGAACUCGGUCUCCAGCUGAAGCAGGGUCGCGGAAUGCGGGGUCAAAACAUUCUAAUGUUUCAAAAGAUCAAAAAGGUUCAUCACCUGAACCAUCUUUCCAGAGGUUUGGUGGCGUGAAACAGUUUAAUGUGUCUUAUAAUAAAAGCAACCCAGGAAACAAAAAUGGGACAAAUGGAAUGACACAUGUUGCUCAACUCCAUGCAGUUCCUGGUUAUACUUUUUUAGUUGAUGAAGUCACUCCCUCAAAGAUGGCUGAAGGUGGCAAGCCAGCACGAUCAGCAUUAGAUGAUGCUUGUCUCAAUGUUAAUGGCAGCAAGAGCGUGAAGGAAGAUGCAGCUCGCAGGAAAGCUGUGUCAGGUCCACAGCCCAGCAUCGACACGCAUACUUUUAGAAGUCUUGCUGAAUUUCAGAAGAAAUCAAGUCGACCUAGAUCCAUGUCGAAUGAUAUGCCAUUUGAUGCAUUUGAAAUUGGCCUAGGUAGACAUCCACCUUCAAGUUCACCAUCUAACUCCAGUUAUAAUAAUGGUGGUGAAAAUACAUCAAUGAAUUCAAAGUUUGGCGUUUCUAGAAAUGAUGCUUCCAGAGAUGCAUUGGGUGAUUAUUCACCAGCUUUCUCUGAUGAGGAAAUAGAUGCAAAUUCAGAUGCUGCCGCCUCAGUAGCUGCACUUAGAAAGGCAAUAGAGGAGGCUCAAAUGAAAAUUAAAAUUGCAAAAGAAUUGAUGGAGAGAAAGAAAGAGGGGCUUCAAAAUCGUGCAAAGACAAGCUUUAAUAACGGCUGGAAAGCUCAGAAAAGUGGGGUUAAAACUGCAGAAAGAUCAAAAAGAUCCAAUGAGCUGGGGGAUCAGGAAAUGCAUGAAAAAGAGGAUACUCCAAAGCAAGUAAUUACUGGCUUACCAGAGCAUAAUGUGACAAAAGCAAGCCAACUACCCCAGAGUUUUGAAGAUGAGAAGAAAUCUUCUUUUGCUAAUAAUGUUGUUAGAAAAACACACAGCAUGGAAUCCAAAUCAACUCGAACGGAUAGUAGACUGGAAGAAGCAGAAGACUGGGAGUCAACAGAAGAGUUUUUUGAAGCUGCGGACUAUGAGGAGCACAGGGAGAUGCCAUCAGAAUAUGAGGAGGCAGGCAAUGCAGAGAAAAUGGUGUCAUAUGAUCAUGAAAAUAAAUGGAGAGAGAAGAUGACUGCAGAAGAAAAAAUCAAAAUGCCAGAGCGUGGCGAGGAAACUUUUAAGGAGCACAAGGUCGAGAGAGAACUAAGUUCAGAAGAGUUUUUUGAAGCUGCGGACUAUGAGGAGCACAGGGAGAUGCCAUCAGAAUAUGAGGCAGGCAAUGCAGAGAAAAUGGUGUCAUAUGAUCAUGAAAAUAAAUGGAGAGAGAAGAUGACAGCAGAAGAAAAAAUAAAGACGCCAGAGUGCGGCGAGGAAGCUUUUAAGGAGCACAAGGUCGAGAGAGAACUAAGUUCAGAAGAGUUUUUUGAAGCUGCAGACUAUGAGGAGCACAGGGAGAUGCCAUCAGAAUAUGAGGAGGCAGGCAAUUCAGUGGUAGGAGCAUUUCAGUGGAAUUUAUAUGCAAACUUCGUUAAGCCAGCUGGAGAGCUUCAUAACCAGGAAGAAAACGAGGAGAAAAUGAGAAUUUCUAACAAUCAUGAAGAAGCUGAGCAAACAUCUAUAGUGUCUGAUGAUUGGGAAGACUGUGAAACUAAGCUGGAAAAACUUCACCACCCUUACAAAAAAGCAGAAUUUCCAAUCCGGGAGUUCGAGGAGAACGGAGAAAUGAAGGAACUAAAAGAUGCUCAGGACUCGGUGGAAACUGAGAAGAAACAAAGGGAGGCACUAGAUCAUAAGGAAAUGGAGAAUAGAUCAGAUGAAGUUCCUAUUACGGACGAUGAGUAUGAUGGAAGCCUCGAUGAUAUAUAUGAGAAAGAAGCAAAUGUGGAGGGACAGCAAGAAGACUGGGACAGGGUAGAAUGUGGAAUGAAACAAGGUGGUUGGAACCUAAAAGAAAAUGAGGAGAAACAAAAUGAUUUGCACAGGGGAGAAAUAUCAGGUGAAGAUGGUGGGAUAGAAGGGAGUGCGAAGCUGGAAGAACUCAAGGAGGAUGAAGAGAUACUCAAAAGAAGUGACCAGAUGAAUGAAAUUGAGAAGAGAGGAGAAAAGAUGUGUGAAGGGAUAGAAACUGAGAGGAUAAGAUCAGAGAGUCAUCAGGGGGGAGAAGAUAGAAAGGCCAUGGAAGUGACUGAACAGUCCUUAAGAUAUGAGGGGGGCAAUCUUGAAACUGCGAAGGAUGAGCAGGAAAAAAAGAACCUAGGUGAGAGUGACAAUGCCUGGGGACGCACUACAAACUUUGCUGCUGGGGAUUUAAAGACACAGGUUCUUACUGCCGAGGAGAAUGGAAGGCUAAUGGAGGUAACUGAAUUUUCUCCUCUGUUACAAGGGACUGAACAGGAGUCAAAGGCAGUCAAAGACGCAAACAGUCCGGAGGAACAGGAUUGUGAAAUUGCUUGCUUGGCUCAAGGUUUCAUUGGACUUGAUAGGAUCAAGAAGCAAACUGCAGAUGUAACUGAGGAUCUUCUUAUUGGCGAAAAUGGGGUAUAUUUUGGUGAAAAUGACGUUAACUUUGAAAACAAGCAAAAUCAUCAUGUAACAGAAUACAAGAGCAUGCCUAAUCAGGAAAAAUGCGUUGAAGAUGUUACUAUUGAAUUGGAUGAUAAUGGUGAUGUUGAUAUUUGUGAACCUGAAGUUCACGCUAUUAAUGAAGAAAGUGAGAAGAGUUCGAUAUCCUCUCAUAAUGAAAGAUGGUCCAGUGAUGAGACAGAAUCACUUUGUGAUCCAGAGUGCUGUAUUGAAGAAGCUGCUUGUGAAUUUGGAGAAAAUAACAACGAUAUCAAUGAGUCUGAAGUUACAGCAAAUCACGAGAAUUCUUUUGAAUCUUCUCAUGAUGAUAGAUGGGUAGAUAAUGGUAUCAAUACCAAAGCAAGUCAGCAACCUUGUAUAUUUAAAGGGCAAGGGGAGAUCACAGAGAAAUCCGUGGAAGAGGAAUUAAGCCAAAGCACCAGCAAGAAAGAGGAGAAUUGUUGCAAAAACCUGGCAAUGGAAGAGAAGGAAUGUGAAGAUGAUUUGAGAAAGGAAGUGGAGGUGGAAAAGAAACACUUAAAGAAAAAGGAAAAAAUGAAAGAGGGGGAAGUAGAAAGAGAAAAGGAGAGAAUAGCUGUUGAAAGGGCAAUACGAGAAGCGCGCGAAAGGGCUUUUGCAGAAGCCCGAGAAAGGGCUGCUAUCGAGAGAGCAGCUGCAGAAGCUCAUCAAAGGUCAAAGGCUGAGGUCCGAGAAAGGCUAGAGAAGGCUCCUUCAGAAGCUAAUAAUAAGUCAGCUGCUGAGAAGGCUUCUUCUGAAGCCAAACUAAAAGCUGAACGUGCUGCAGUAGAGAGAGCAACUGCAGAGGCCAGGCAGCGUGCCCUAGAAAAAGCGUUGUCUGAGAAGGCUGCUUUUGAGGCAAGAAAUCAGGCUGAAAAGUCUACAGCUGAGAGACUUUCAAGCAUUUCAAAAGCUAACGGGAUGAAUUCCAGAGAUAAACAAUACAACGACCCAGGUCCUUCUAGCAGUUCAAGAUAUCCUGGAUCUUCAAAUCAUGGUGAAAGUGCUAAUGGAGGUAAUGGUGAAUCAGCAGCUCAAAGGAGUAAAGCCACGUUGGAAAGGCAUCAAAGAACAGCAGAGCGUGCGGCAAAAGCUCUCGCAGAGAAGAACAUGCGGGAUCUUCUUGCUCAAAAAGAGCAGGCGGAGAGAAAUAGACUGGCAGAGACUUUGGAUGCUGAUGUCAAGAGAUGGUCUAGUGGGAAGGAGAGAAACUUGCGUGCUCUUCUUUCAACACUGCAAUAUAUCCUUUGCCCUGAUAGUGGCUGGCAGUCAAUUCCUUUAACUGAGCUUGUUUCAAGCACUGCUGUGAAGAAAGCUUAUCGAAAGGCCACUCUAUUUGUUCAUCCUGACAAGUUGCAGCAACGAGGUGCAAGCAUACAACAGAAAUACAUCUGCGAGAAGGUUUUUGAUCUUCUAAAGGAUGCCUGGAACAAACUCAGUGCAGAAGAACGGUAGACAAUGUCAACCCUCAUCCUUAAGGUUUCCUUUACUGUAGACAUGAUCCACAACCAAAUUUGUAAUCCUCAAUCCUUCACUGUAGGCAAUACACACCCACCUUCGUAUCCUUGGUCCGCAAUGCCUAAAUUCUUGCAGUAGGUAAAUUCUUGUAUUGCAUUCAUUUGCCCAUGUAUUCAAUUUCAAAGCUGUCAAAAGGGGUGCGUUGCUGUUAA